GUUCUUUUUUAGCUUUAGAGUGAAAAAAUAAAGAAUCUAAAAAUAUCUAAAACACCACUUGAGCCAACAGUACGCAGUGUGCAUAUUGACGAACAGCGCUUAUCAAAUGAAGUCUGCUGCGGUAUUCUUGUUAAUAUUUGUUUUAAUCAAUAUUGUUUACUCCAAUGAGUUGAGUCAAUACCAAGAUGACCAUCCUUCUAGUGGCGAACCCAGCAAAUUGAAUUUAGCGAACAAAACGUUAGAGCCGGAAGAAAACUGGUUCGAGCAAAAACUUGAUCACUUUAACACCAUUAACGAGUAUAUAAUAUGGAAACAGAGAUACUUCAUGAAUGAUAAGUUUUAUCGGCAUAACAGCGAUGCACCAAUUUUUCUCACUAUUGGCGGGGAACUGGCAAUAUCCUCGCGUUGGGUGACAAUGGGUGCUUGGAUCGAAUUUGCCGAACAUUUUGGUGCGCUGUGUUUUCACUUAGAGCAUCGAUUCUAUGGAAAAAGCCAGCCGAGAAGCGAUCUUUCUUACGAAAAUCUUAAAUAUCUCUCAUCGAAACAAGCUCUCGCCGACGUUGCUAAUUUCAUUGAAAGUAUGAACCAGAAAUAUUCCUUAAGCUGUAAACAGAAAUGGAUUGUCUUCGGUGGUUCCUACCCUGGCGCUUUAGCUGCGUGGGCACGUGAGAAGUAUUCCCACUUAAUACAUGGCGCGAUCAGCUCAAGUGCACCGAUUUUGGCUAAUUUUUUUUUUUUUUUUUUGAUUAGAGAAUAUUUGUGUUUAGAAUACUUUCAAGUAGUUAAAGCUUCAUUGGCAACGCACUCGGCACAGUGCGUGGAAGCGUUUGGGAGAGCUUUUGCUGUGAUAGAAACUCUGCUACGGCAUGAGAUUGGUCGGAGAGAUUUGAAUGAGAAAUUUAACACUUGUACACCGAUUGAGGACUCGAUUGCUAACCACUUGGAUAUUUCGAAUUUCUUUCGAAAAUUGGCCGAUAAUAUUGCAGGUGUGAUACAAUUUAAUAACAUUAAACGUCCUGAUGCCAAUUAUACCAUCGACGAGGUUUGCAAUGUUAUGGUCAAUACAACAAUUGGCCCACCAGUUGAUCGUUUGGGUGUGGUAAGUGGCAUACUUUUGGAGAAGGCAAAGGAAAAGUGUCUGGAUUAUAAGUACGAGAAAAUGUUAAGUGAAAUGAAGAAUAUUUCCUGGCAGUCGAAAGUAGCUAACGGUACACGACAGUGGACCUAUCAGACAUGCAACGAAUUUGGCUUCUAUCAAACAUCGAAUAAUCGGAGUGACACAUUUGGCGAUCGAUUCAAAGUGGACUUUUUCAUUAAACAGUGCAUGGAUAUCUACUCGGAGAGUAUGAAUGCCACGUACUUGGAACGUGUGGUGGCAGAAACCAAUAGACAAUUUGGUGGCCUCAAUCCCAAUACAACAAAUGUGCUUUACGUACAUGGCUCGAUUGAUCCAUGGCAUGCGCCCGGUUUGACCUCAACUAAUAAACCGGAAUUGCCGACUAUUUUUAUUGAAAGCACCGCACAUUGUGCCGACAUGUAUUCAUCGGCUGAAACCGAUCCACCACAACUCACCGAGGCGCGUAAUAAAAUCUUUAAAUAUCUGGAGCAGUUGUUGGUGAAAACGAGAAGACAGAUAUUAAUGAUGUUUUUCGAAGAGAGUAGAGAGCAAUUCCGUCGAUUAGGUUAAUGUUUCCCACUGUCAAAUCACUAGAGAGCUGUUCUUAGCGUUUAUUAUUUUUAAAUUUAAAUUUUUUAAUAAAUAUUAUUUUUUA
Molecule: messenger RNA, 1772 nt
Organism: Ceratitis capitata (Mediterranean fruit fly)
Lineage: Eukaryota; Metazoa; Arthropoda; Insecta; Diptera; Tephritidae
Product: putative serine protease F56F10.1
Exons: 9
Coding region: 107-1687 (526 amino acids)
Biological process (GO): proteolysis
Molecular function (GO): serine-type exopeptidase activity; dipeptidyl-peptidase activity
Source: RefSeq, a predicted model, not a curated record